AUGUCGUUCCGGAGGUAGAAUAAUCUAGGAAAUUCUUGAAAAACAAACCUCUUGCAAUUUGGUCUUGUCCCGUUGUUUGCAGUGCAAACGUACAAGAUGACGACAUUGCUUUUCGCCGGCACGAUUUUCGUCUGCUGCCUUGUUUCGAGCACAGGUUGGUCUCAGAGUUGUCAGGAUCAAGAUACGGGAUGGGAAAAGAUCGUCGGAGCAAAGCCAGCAAACGCUGUAGAGGCUGUAAUUUACAAAAACGGUGGGAUGUCCACAAGUAACAACGGUAUCGUCGCGCCUUGCUUCGAUAGGUGUAAACGUUUGAAUUGCACAGCUUUCGUAAUCGACUUCGCGAGGAACAUCUGCUACAGCGUGCAAGUAAAAAGCGAGGAACUCAUUCCCGAAACAAAUACUACACUUUUCAAUAAAAUCUGUGUUACAGUCCCAUCAAACUGCAAACAACAGCGAUUGUGGCAAGUAGAAAGAACCUUGGGAGCUGUUUUGAAAGAGGGACAGUCUGGCUGGUUUCAUCAAGCAUUACGGAGAAGCGAGUGUUACGAGAAGUGUCUACAAGCAGGAAACGAAUGUGUAUCUGCGCAAUUUCGUACGGGCGAGCCUUUGUCAAUCAAUGAUACUAUUGGCACGUGUUCGUUGUCAAGACUCGAAAGGGGUACCAGACCGCAAGCCUACAGAUCGUCGAUGUAUCGAGACGAAUAUCUGCAGGAUCAGUGCCAUAACAUAACGACGAAGAGCUAUUGUUCCUACGCGGAAUUUCGGAACGUAUCAUUGCCAUACUCGGACGUGGCGUUACCAGGACUGGAUGUAAAGCAGUGCGAGAGGAGAUGUGAUCGCAGUAUGGAUGGUUUCAUGUGCAGAGCUUAUACUGUCGAUUAUUCGGAGGAGAAACCGCUUUGCCUGUUGCAUUCCGACAGCACAAUCGGUCUUGGAGUCAGUUCAUUGGUUACCAGACCUAAUGUGGUGUACAAGGAGCAAGAACCUUGUAUAGAUCUGAAAGUGGAAUGUGGCGAAUCAACAAUGACAAUAAUAUUAACUACUGCGGAGCCCUUCAUAGGACGGAUGUACGCGAAUGGGUAUGGAGACAUUCCGACCUGCAGCGUUAAUGGUAUUGGGAAAAAUGUGACGAUAUUAAAAUUACCGCUACCAAAGAAAGAGGAAAUUGAAAAGCCUGAUAUCGCAUGCGGCCUUACACCCGCGUUUUCUAUUAACAAUGAAAAUAGGACGCACAUAUUGAUUUCGGGCAUUAUUGUAAUACAGUACAAUCCAAUCAUUCAGCGAUUGGGAGAUCAGUCGGUAAGAGUUGGAUGCACCUUAGAUGAGGGCGGUCUUCCAGGACCGAUGAACGUGACCGUUCAUUCAAAUUUCUCUUUCGAGGAUCCAAACGCAGGCGUACCGCCGGUUGGCUCAAUUGUAGUGAACACUUCGUCCGAAGCACCAGUAGUAACGAUGAGGAUCCUCAACGAAAGCAAUAUGGACGCUAUCGUUACCCAAUUGGGACAGAAGUUAACUCUCAGAAUUGAAAUUCAUCCCGUAAAUGGAACUUACGACAUCGCAGCUGGACAUCUCGUAGCUAGUAGUGCGUCCGGAGAAUCCUCUUACCUUCUUCUUGACGAAAUUGGAUGUCCAACAGAUCCGGCGACCUUUCCCGCGCUAUUGAAGGAUCCAAUCGAUAAUCGUUCUUUGAUCUCAACAUUUACUGCCUUUAAAUUUCCCGACAGUCAAAUCGUUCGAUUUAACGUCAUCGUUAGAUUUUGUGUCGAAGAAUGUGAACCGGCUAUAUGCAGAGGAGGACAGCCAUCGUACGGUAGGAAGCGACGAUCGAUCGAGGAACCAGUCACUGCCGAGGUAACUGAAAUUUUCAGAAACCUCACGCCCGUGGAAUUACCGUUAGAACUAUCUAUCGUCGUACAAAGUCCAGUGAUAACGGCAGACCAUUUAUCCAGCGAAAAUCCUGAUACGCUUUUGAUCACCGGUGGAAAAACGGAUAGUCUCUUUUGCGUGAACGCGAGUCUAGCUCUGGGUCUUCUAAUCUUUUGGUUAAUAAUUCAAAUUGCACUCACCGCUGGUUGCAUUAUAGCCGUUCGUCGUUAUAGAAAAAUGGCUGUAGAAGCUGAAGAAGAUAGAGCUCAGAUAUUGGCGAGACAUCUUUACGGGAUUCAUGGAGGAAACUUUGAAAUCGCACGAAGGGUUAGGUGGGCAGAUCGAAACGAUUCCUCAAUCGGAUGAUAGAUUGAUUUUCUGCAUUUUUCAAACGCAA
Molecule: messenger RNA, 2263 nt
Organism: Cyphomyrmex costatus
Lineage: Eukaryota; Metazoa; Arthropoda; Insecta; Hymenoptera; Formicidae
Exons: 13
Coding region: 97-2232 (711 amino acids)
Biological process (GO): anatomical structure morphogenesis
Source: RefSeq, a predicted model, not a curated record